UAUUCAGAUGGGGGCUGUUCGAGUGGGUGAGAAUGUGAUGUGAUGCUGGCUGAUGCUGUUGCUGUGUUAUUGAUGCCAAUUCGCCGUUGUUGAAUAUGAAUCUCUCUCUUUUCUAACAUCGUUCUACAUGGAGAUUGCCAAUGUUGGGAAUUAUCGAUUUUCCAAUUUUUGGUCGUUUUUGUGAAUGUUUUUUUCUCAUUCACAUUGAAGAAAAGCAUCCACUAAAGUAGACUAACACUAACAACAACAAACAAGAAAACAAUUGACUACAAUCUUAAUAAAAACGAACAACGUAAACGAACAAUAAUAAGUUUUUACGCCCUGGAAUCUGUGUGCUCUGAACUUUUUUAGUUCUAGGGUGGUAGCGAUACGAAGUGGUAGUAUAGAAAUUUCAGAGAGAGACUGAACAAUAUUGGUACAAAAAAUAGAAUAAAAUUAAAUCAAUGACAAACGAGAACGAAAGAAAAAAACUUAAGAAGGUUAUAAUCACAAUGUAGAGUAUUUGCUAUAAUUUGUUGACAAAUUAACAAGAAUAAUCUCAGUGUUGUUAAUUAUAGACAGAAAAUAUUGCAACAACAAAUAAAAACAACAAAACCAAACCGACUCCAUCGGCAUCGGCAUACAACAUUGUUCGAAAUUAAUCUUAAUUCGGCGCAGUAGUGUAUCUGUAUCCACAACUUAGCAUUCGGUAUUGGUUGGUUGUCAGUUGUGUAGUUAACCAACUCUCGGUUCUCGAAGUCUGGUGGCAGUAUUUUAAAUUGUGAAGUAAAUUCAAAUAUCUAAACUCGCGCCUUUUACAACAACACAACACAACACAGAGUGUAAAUGGCAUUUGCAAGGCACAAUAUCGAAAAGAAUCGUCUGAUUGAAAUGGUUCGUCAGAAUCCGAUUCUGUGGGAUUGCCGGCUGCCGCAUUACAAACGCUCGGAUAAGAAAAAAGAUAUCAAAUGGUGUGAGCUGGGGCGAGCGUUUAAUGUGUCCGGCGAACGUGUCCAGAGGACAUUCACAUCGCUGCGAGAGAUAUUUCGACGUGAGCUGAAUCAUGAGAAGUUGCUUGGAGCUAGAUUCACAUCUAAAUGGGAGUACUAUGGGGCGAUGAGUUUUCUGAAGGAUGUAAUAAGGGAACGAAAAACUUUUUCAUUUUUCAGAACCCGAGAACGCUUUCGUCGAGAUGGUUUAUUCAAAGACAUUAUCAAUGAAUACAAUUGUAAUGAGAAACAUCAAAAUAAAAAUGGCUCAAAUCUAAAACCAGAUGUUAUAAUGAAUGAUUCUCCACCUCCAUUAAAUCAUGAGAUUUCUUCAUCCCGAUCAUCAACACCAUCAAUAUCAAUCAAAGAAGAACCAACCGAUCAUGAUGGUGAUGAUGAAUGCAAUGACGAUCUUCCAAAACCAGCUAAACGUCGUCGUAAAAAUCCACCACAAACCUUACCAACAAAUAAUGAGCGUUAUCCUCAAAAUGGAUCACCAACAAAUGGUGGACCAUCAGGAUCUACAUCAAAUUACCAAGGACAAAAUGCUGUUAAAAAUCAAUCAUCAUAUAUAAAUUAUACCAAAAAAUCAAGUGAUGACGAUGAUGAAAGCGAAGAAGAACAAACCAAAGUUAUAAAACAAACACCACGAGAAAUUCUCUACACAAAAUUUGGAGAGUUUUUAUCAGCCCGACUGAAUACACUAAAUGAGACUGUUGCUAAUGAAUUAAUGAAUAGAAUUUUAUUAUUAGUUGCUGAAAAUCGAUAAAAAAUAGUUAUUAUUUUUAAGUUUUUGGAGAGUUUGUAGAUUUACACACAUUUAUAAAAAUUUCUUUACAAAAGUCAAAAUGUAUUAGAUUUAAGCAAAAGAAG
This is a messenger RNA of Episyrphus balteatus (marmalade hoverfly), 1841 nucleotides long. RefSeq lists its product as uncharacterized. Gene Ontology annotation, cellular component: transcription regulator complex; nucleus. The coding region runs from base 826 to 1737 and encodes 303 amino acids. Gene Ontology annotation, biological process: regulation of transcription by RNA polymerase II. The transcript has 3 exons. Lineage: Eukaryota; Metazoa; Arthropoda; Insecta; Diptera; Syrphidae. The record is from RefSeq and is a predicted model, not a curated record.